Molecule: messenger RNA, 8095 nt
Organism: Melozone crissalis (California towhee)
Lineage: Eukaryota; Metazoa; Chordata; Aves; Passeriformes; Passerellidae
Gene: ANKRD17
Product: ankyrin repeat domain 17
Exons: 34
Coding region: 122-7555 (2477 amino acids)
Biological process (GO): innate immune response
Cellular component (GO): cytoplasm
Molecular function (GO): RNA binding; protein binding
Source: RefSeq, a predicted model, not a curated record
CGGCAGCGACGACGAGGAAGAGGAGGAGGAGGAGGAGGAAGACGAGGAGGAGGAGGAGGAGGAAGAGGAGGUCUCCGAGGUGGAAUCAUUUAUCUUGGAUCAGGAUGAUCUCGAAAACCCUAUGUUGGAAACAGCUUCUAAAUUGCUGCUGUCAAGUACUGCUGAUGGUGCUGACCUGAGAACAGUAGAUCCUGAAACCCAGGCGAGAUUAGAAGCUUUGCUCGAAGCUGCGGGCAUAGGGAAGCUGUCCACGGCGGAUGGGAAGGCGUUUGCGGACCCCGAGGUGCUGCGCAGGCUGACCUCGUCCGUCAGCUGCGCCUUGGAUGAAGCGGCCGCCGCGCUGACCCGGAUGAGAGCCGAGAGCACGGCCGGCGCAGGACAGACGGACAACCGCAGCCUGGCCGAGGCCUGUUCCGAAGGAGACGUGAAUGCUGUGCGGAAGCUGCUCAUUGAAGGCCGCAGCGUGAACGAGCACACAGAGGAAGGGGAAAGCCUCCUUUGCUUGGCCUGCUCAGCAGGGUAUUAUGAGCUUGCACAGGUUCUCUUGGCAAUGCAUGCCAAUGUGGAGGACCGGGGAAUCAAGGGAGACAUCACACCUCUGAUGGCUGCUGCCAACGGCGGGCACGUCAAAAUUGUCAAGCUGCUGCUAGCUCACGGUGCUGAUGUGAACGCACAGUCAUCCACAGGCAACACAGCCCUGACGUACGCCUGCGCCGGGGGCUACGUGGACGUGGUGAAGGUGCUGCUGGAGUCGGGCGCCAGCAUCGAGGAGCACAACGAGAACGGGCACACGCCGCUGAUGGAGGCGGGCAGCGCCGGGCACGUGGAGGUGGCCAGGGUGCUGCUGGAGAACGGGGCGGGCAUCAACACGCACUCCAACGAGUUCAAGGAGAGCGCCCUGACACUGGCCUGCUACAAAGGCCAUCUGGAAAUGGUGAGGUUUCUGCUGGAAGCUGGUGCAGACCAGGAGCACAAGACAGAUGAGAUGCACACUGCUCUCAUGGAGGCGUGCAUGGAUGGUCACGUGGAAGUGGCAAGGUUACUCCUGGACAGCGGAGCUCAGGUGAACAUGCCUGCCGACUCCUUCGAGUCCCCGCUGACCCUGGCAGCCUGUGGUGGGCACGUGGAGCUGGCAGCUCUGCUGAUUGAACGUGGAGCUAACUUGGAAGAGGUCAAUGAUGAGGGAUACACGCCGCUGAUGGAGGCAGCUCGGGAAGGCCACGAGGAGAUGGUGGCACUGUUACUUGGGCAAGGAGCAAACAUCAACGCUCAGACAGAGGAGACGCAGGAGACCGCAUUAACUCUGGCUUGCUGCGGAGGGUUUCUGGAGGUGGCCGAUUUUCUCAUUAAAGCAGGAGCUGACAUAGAACUCGGCUGUUCCACACCUUUGAUGGAGGCUGCUCAAGAGGGGCAUUUGGAGCUGGUCAAAUAUUUAUUAGCUGCGGGAGCUAAUGUGCAUGCAACAACAGCAACAGGUGACACGGCACUGACGUACGCCUGUGAGAAUGGCCACACUGAUGUAGCAGAUGUCUUACUUCAGGCAGGUGCAGAUCUGGAGCAUGAAUCAGAAGGUGGAAGAACCCCACUCAUGAAAGCUGCCAGGGCAGGUCAUGUUUGCACUGUUCAGUUCUUGAUUAGUAAAGGAGCAAACGUGAACAGGACCACAGCGAACAACGAUCACACAGUGCUGUCGCUGGCCUGUGCCGGAGGUCACCUGGCGGUGGUGGAGCUACUGCUCGCUCAUGGUGCUGAUCCCACACACAGACUCAAGGAUGGAUCGACCAUGCUGAUCGAGGCGGCCAAAGGCGGUCACACCAGCGUGGUUUGUUACCUUCUAGAUUACCCAAACAACUUGCUUUCUGCUCCUCCACCUGAUGCCACUCAGCUGACCCCACCAUCCCAUGACCUCAACAGGGCUCCUCGAGUACCAGUGCAGGCGCUGCCCAUGGUCGUCCCACCCCAGGAGCCUGACAAACCCCCUGCUAAUGUCGCCACAACCCUUCCCAUCAGAAACAAAGCUGCUUCUAAACAAAAGUCCAGCAGUCAUUUGCCAACAAACAACCAGGAUGUACAGGGUUACAUCACCAAUCAGUCUCCAGAGAGCAUUGUAGAAGAGGCUCAGGGCAAGUUGACAGAGCUGGAGCAGAGGAUAAAAGAAGCCAUAGAGAAGAACGCUCAGCUGCAGUCCCUGGAAUUGGCACACGCCGACCAGCUCACCAAAGAGAAGAUUGAGGAGCUGAACAAAACGAGAGAGGAGCAAAUUCAGAAGAAACAAAAGAUUUUGGAGGAACUGCAGAAAGUGGAGCGAGAGUUACAGCUGAAAACUCAACAGCAGCUAAAAAAGCAAUAUCUAGAGGUAAAAGCGCAAAGAAUUCAGCUCCAGCAGCAGCAGCAGCAACAGUCUUGCCAGCAUCUGGGACUACUGACUCCCGUUGGGGUAGGAGAACAACUCUCAGAGGGAGACUAUGCACGAUUGCAGCAAGUGGACCCCAUCUUGCUCAAAGAUGACCCUCAGCAAGCUGCUGCGCAGACGGGUUUUGCACCAGUUCAGCCUCUGGCCAUGCCACAAGCUUUGCCUCUGGCAGCAGGUUCCUUACCUCCAGGGUCCAUCGCAAAUCUUACAGAACUGCAAGGUGUUAUAGUUGGACAGCCAGUGCUGGGCCAAGCACAACUAGCAGGGCUGGGGCAAGGAAUACUGACAGAAACACAGCAAGGGUUAAUGGUAGCCAGCCCUGCUCAGACGCUCAAUGACACGCUGGAUGACAUCAUGGCAGCAGUGAGUGGAAGAGCAUCUGCAAUGUCAAACACUCCUACCCACAGCAUUGCAACCUCAGUGUCCCAACCUCAGACGCCGACUCCGAGUCCCAUCAUUUCUCCUUCAGCCAUGCUGCCCAUCUACCCUGCUAUAGACAUAGAUGCCCAGACUGAGAGUAACCAUGACACAGCCUUGACGCUGGCUUGUGCUGGUGGCCAUGAAGAACUGGUACAAACCCUGCUGGAGAGAGGAGCUAACAUUGAGCACAGGGACAAGAAAGGGUUUACUCCGCUCAUUUUGGCUGCUACAGCUGGCCAUGUGGGGGUUGUGGAAAUCUUACUGGAUAAUGGAGCUGAUAUUGAAGCCCAGUCUGAGAGAACCAAGGACACUCCCUUGUCUUUGGCUUGUUCAGGAGGGAGGCAAGAGGUGGUGGAGUUGCUGCUAGCUCGAGGGGCAAACAAGGAGCACAGGAAUGUGUCUGAUUACACACCUCUGAGCCUCGCUGCCUCGGGUGGCUAUGUGAACAUUAUCAAGAUUCUGCUGAAUGCUGGGGCAGAAAUCAAUUCCAGAACUGGUAGCAAAUUGGGCAUUUCUCCCUUGAUGCUGGCAGCCAUGAAUGGGCACACUGCUGCUGUCAAGCUGUUACUGGACAUGGGCUCUGAUAUAAAUGCCCAGAUCGAGACCAACAGGAAUACAGCUCUGACUCUGGCCUGUUUCCAGGGAAGAACUGAGGUGGUCAGCCUGCUGCUUGAUAGAAAAGCUAACGUGGAGCACAGAGCCAAGACUGGUCUCACUCCGUUGAUGGAAGCAGCCUCUGGGGGAUACGCAGAGGUGGGCAGGGUCCUGCUGGACAAAGGUGCAGAUGUCAACGCUCCCCCAGUCCCUUCAUCCAGAGACACAGCUUUAACCAUUGCAGCAGACAAGGGGCACUACAAGUUCUGUGAGCUCCUCAUUAGCAGGGGAGCUCACAUCGAUGUGCGGAACAAGAAGGGUAAUACUCCCCUGUGGCUGGCAGCAAAUGGGGGGCAUCUUGAUGUGGUCCAGCUGCUGGUCCAGGCUGGAGCUGACGUGGAUGCAGCUGAUAACAGGAAAAUAACUCCUCUCAUGGCAGCCUUCCGAAAGGGCCAUGUGAAAGUAGUGCGUUACCUGGUGAAAGAGGUGAACCAGUUCCCCUCAGACUCGGAGUGCAUGAGAUACAUUGCAACCAUCACUGAUAAGGAGAUGCUGAAGAAGUGCCACCUGUGCAUGGAGUCAAUUGUUCAAGCCAAAGAUAGACAGGCUGCAGAGGCCAACAAAAAUGCAAGCAUUCUUCUAGAGGAACUGGACUUGGAGAAGUUAAGGGAAGAAAGCAGGAGACUGGCUCUGGCUGCCAAAAGAGAGAAGAGAAAAGAGAAAAGGAGGAAGAAAAAAGAGGAACAAAGGCGAAAACUAGAAGAAAUAGAAGCAAAAAAUAAAGAGAAUUUCGAACUCCAAGCUGCUCAGGAGAAGGAGAAGUUAAAAGCUGAAGGUGAUUACUGCAAUUAUUCCAAGGAAAGAAUGAAAUUCGAUGAUCCCGAGGUCCCAAUGGAGCCUCCCAGUGCUACCACCACCACUACCAUAGGUAUAUCUGCAACCUGGACAACGUUAGCAGGCUCUCAUGGGAAGAGGAAUAACACCAUCACCACCACGAGCUCCAAGAGGAAAAACAGGAAAAACAAAGUAACCCCUGAUAAUGUUCAGAUUAUAUUUGAUGAUCAGCUUCCCAUAUCCUAUAGCCAGCCUGAGAAGGUGAAUGGGGAAUCCAAGAGCAGCAGCACUAGUGAGAGUGGUGACAGUGACAAUAUGAGGAUCUCCAGCUGCAGCGAUGAGAGCAGCAAUAGCAACAGCAGCCACAAGAGUGACAAUCAUUCCUCCACAGCUGUCUCCAACACACAGAGCAACAAAAAGCAACCGUCGGUGCUCGUCACUUGUCCAAAGGAUGAGAGGAAAGCAGUGCCUGGCAAGUCAUCCAUCAAGUUGUCUGAAGUUAUUAAUGAAGUGACAAGUAAUUCCUUGUCUACUUGCACAAAAUCCGCUCCUUCUCCCCUUUCUUCUCCAAACGGAAAGCUAACCAUUGCUAGUCCUAAACGUGGUCAGAAAAGGGAAGAAGGCUGGAAGGAAGUUGUGAGAAGAUCCAAGAAGGUUUCUGUCCCAUCAACUGUGAUUUCCAGAGUUAUUGGUAGAGGAGGGUGUAACAUCAACGCGAUCCGUGAGUGCACGGGAGCACACAUAGACAUUGACAAACAGAAGGAUAAAACUGGAGACCGAAUCAUCACCAUAAGGGGUGGCACAGAAUCAACCAGACAGGCCACGCAGUUGAUCAAUGCUCUUAUCAAGGAUCCAGACAAGGAAAUCGAUGAACUUAUUCCAAAGAACCGUUUGAAAAGCUCAACUGUAAACUCCAAGAUGGGGUCCUCGACACCUGCCGCCACUACAGCUGCUAACAGUUCUCUCGUGGGCAUCAAAGUGACCACCGUAGCUGCUUCGUCGACAUCUCAGACGGCCUCUGCGCUCACCGUGCCUGCAAUCUCCUCGGCAUCCACUCACAAGGGCAUCAAGAACCCCGUGAACAACGUGCGGCCCGGUUUCCAGGUCUCCCUCCCGCUGGCGUAUCCUCCUCCGCAGUUUGCACACGCGCUCCUGGCCGCUCAGACGUUCCAGCAGAUCCGUCCCCCGCGGCUGCCCAUGACGCACUUCGGAGGCACCUUCCCGCCGGCCCAGUCCACGUGGGGCCCGUUCCCCGUCAGGCCGCUGAGCCCCGCCCGCGCGACCAACUCGCCCAAACCUCACAUGGUGCCUCGCCACAGCGGCCAGAGCGGCGGCGGCGCUCAGGCCAACGCAGCCAGUUCUUUGACGACGAGCCCCACGGCCACGACGACUUCGGUGGCUUCUACUGUGCCUGGAUCUUCGGCGAGUGGCAACCCGAGCUCCCCCUCGGUGAGGAGGCAGCUGUUCGUCACCGUGGUGAAGACGUCCAACGCCACCACCACCACUGUGACGACCACGGCGAGCAACACGAGCACGGCGCCCACCAACACCACGUAUCCGACUCCUACUGCCAAAGAACACUACCCCGCAUCCUCCCCCUCGUCUCCCUCUCCUCCCGCGCAGCCGGCGGGCGUCUCCAGGAGCAGUCCUCCCGACUGCGCCACGGCCGCCUCUCCCAACAAAGGCGCGCCUCCGUCCGAGCCGGACGCGGGGAGCCCGCCCGCCGUGGAUGCGGGUGGCUCGACCGGCAGCAGGCAGCCCAAUCCUGGGACCGGCAGCUCCUCCGUGCAUCCUGCUCAUCAGCAGCCCCCGGGAGCUCCUCUGCCCGAGGCCAGGCCCCCUCUCCAGCAACCUCAGGUUCCCCCACCAGAUCCUCGCAUGGUCGUGCCUCCGAGUUUAGCGGCGACGAGCUCAUCCGCUCCGGUGGUCGGCGCGAGCGGCGCUCCCAUGACCUACCCCGUGUCCCAGCCGGCCAUGGGCUCGGCUCAGCCUGCAGCCAAGAUGGAAACCCCAGCCAUCAGACCGCCUGUCCACGGCGCCGGCAGCGUCCCCAAGAAUCCAGCUCCCGUGCAGAACUCCCCCGUCGCAGUCCUCAACGUUAACCACAUCAAAAGGCCCCACAGCGUUCCUUCUUCAGUGCAGCUUCCUUCUACCUUAAGUACACAAAGUGCUUCUCAGAAUUCGGCCCACGCGGCGAACAAGCCCAUGGGGAACAACUUCAGUGCUACCCUGCCUUUCGGGCCCUUCAGUACGUUGUUCGAGAACAGCCCCACGUCUGCUCAUGCCUUCUGGGGCGGCUCCGUCGUUUCCUCUCAGACAACACCGGAGUCCAUGCUCUCAGCUAAGUCCUCGUUUUUGCCAAAUUCAGAUCCGUUACAUCAGUCUGAUACUUCCAAAGCCCCGGGUUUUAGGCCACCGUUACAGAGGCCCGCUCCAAGUCCCUCAGGUAUUGUCAGUAUGGAUUCUCCCUAUGCUUCUGUAACACCUUCUUCUACACACCUGGGGACCUUUGCCUCGAACCUGUCGGGAGGGCAGAUCUACGCGCCCGGGACACCGCUGGGCGGCGCGCCUGCAGCUGCUAAUUUCAACAGACAGCAUUUUUCCCCUCUUAGUUUAUUGCCUCCAUGUUCAUCAGCAUCGAAUGAAUCUCCUGCUCAGUCCGUGUCCUCUGGAGUACGAGCACCCUCUCCCACCCCUUCAGCAGUGUCCUUGGGAUCAGAAAAGCCCAGUAACGUUUCUCAGGACAGAAAAGUUCCUGUUCCCAUUGGGACUGAACGGUCUGCACGCAUUAGACAAACUGGAACAUCAACUCCUUCUGUAAUUGGGAGCAACUUGGCUGCUCCGGUGGGCCACAGUGGGAUCUGGUCCUUCGAAGGUAUAGGUGGCAGUCAAGACAAAGUGGACUGGUGUCACAGCGGCAUGGGCAGCCACAUGAUCCACAGGCCCAUGUCCGACCCGGGCGUCUUCUCGCACCAAGCCAUGGAGAGAGACAGCGCGGGCAUCGUAGCGCCUUCCGGUACAUUCCAUCAGCCCGUCCCUGCAGGAUACAUGGACUUCCCAAAAGUCGGGGGAAUGCCUUUUUCUGUGUAUGGGAACGCCAUAAUUCCUCCUGUAGCCCCCAUCACAGAUGGUACUGGAGGCCCCAUCUUUAACGGGCCUCAUGCUGCUGACCCAUCUUGGAACUCGCUGAUAAAGAUGGUUUCAAAUUCCACAGAAAACAAUGGGCCUCAGACGGUGUGGACUGGAACCUGGACACCUCACAUGAACAGUGUGCAUAUGAACCAACUGGGCUGAGUGGGAUCAACAUGCUGGCCUUGAGAUUCCUUUUUUUGCAGAGGAAACCACAAUUGGCAGAAACAGUUUAUGUGCUCCCAGAUCAUUCUACUGAUGUGCUUGACUGAAGUGUGUAGGCUUUUUGCAGAAGAACUUACUAACUGACCUUUUUCUGUGAACAUUGUGACCGCCCAUUCCCCACCAUCAUAUGUUUCAACUUAGUUAGACUUUCUUCUUUCCUUUCCUCCUCUUUUUUUUUUUUUUUUUUUUUGACAUAACUUUCUGUUGAAGCUGUUCUUUGGCUGGUUGGUUUUAGUACUGUAAACUGCUUCUGAGCAAACACAGAAAUUUAGCAAAAUUAUGUAAACUUGAUCCUGAAGUUUUAGAAUGGCAAAUAAAUGUACAAUUGUUUACAUAACAAAUGGCUAAGCAGAAAGUAAAUUUCAAUAUGUCAGUUAUAGAGGCUCUACUUUAUGUAGACUUAAAUUAAUGUGAGAUAUGUACCUUCAUAUUCAGAAAUCUGGAUGUUUCCUUCAUACAUUAAACUAUUAAUAAGCAUAA